UUUUUUUGGAUUAAAAAAACCCCCUGUGUGUUAUUUACUCCACAUUUUUAUUUUAUUUAUUUAAAUAAUAAUAAUAAAAAAAAACACUAUGAGUGCCAUUUUCCGUCGUGCUUACACCACCAAGUCUCUUAUUCCUCCCAAUAUUGCCGCUGCUACUAAGCUUACUGGUUCUUCUAAAGAUGCUCAAAUUGGUCAAUUAGUCAACUUUUAUAAAAAAUUACCAAAGGGUAAUAUGGAGGCACCUAAGCCUUCUGGACCCUGGGGUCGUUACAAGGCUCGUUACAUUGAUGGUGAAAAUGCAUCUGUCACUCCUUUGCUUCACCUUAUUUUCGGUGUCUUUGUUAUUGGCUACACUAUUGAUUACCAAUUCCACUUGAAACAUCACAAGAAUGUUGAACAUCAUUAGAUUUGUUGGUCAAAUAUAAAUAAAAAUUAACUAUUUGUGUAUUUAUUCAGCAAUAUUAUAUGCAUACAGAAAAAAGAAAAGAACUGAGAGGAUAUAUACAACGUUG
Messenger RNA from Cokeromyces recurvatus, 512 nucleotides. Its product is annotated as mitochondrial F1-F0 ATP synthase subunit F of fungi-domain-containing protein. The transcript has 3 exons. Lineage: Eukaryota; Fungi; Mucoromycota; Mucoromycetes; Mucorales; Mucoraceae. The coding region runs from base 89 to 406 and encodes 105 amino acids. The record is from RefSeq and is a predicted model, not a curated record. Gene Ontology annotation, biological process: proton motive force-driven ATP synthesis.